AUGAACAGCAGCAACUGCAGCUCCUGGGAGCCCCGAGUGGCCAAGGGAGUCUUGCUCACCUACCUGGGCGGGCUCCUGGCGCUCGGCCUGGUGCUCAACGGGCUGGCGCUCUGGGUGCUGUGCCGGCGCCUGCCGCGGUGGACGGAGACCCGCGUCUACAUGGCCAACCUGGCCGUGGCCGACCUCUGCCUGCUCUGCGCCCUGCCCUUCUUCCUGCACUUCAGGGAGACCUCCAAGGACACGCCGCUGUGCCAGCUCUCCCAGGCCGUGUACCUGCUCAACAGGUACAUGAGCAUCAGCCUGAUCAUGGCCAUCGCCGUGGACCGCUACAUGGCCGUGCGGCACCCCCUGCACGCCCGCGGGCUCCGCUCCCCCGGCCGGGCCGCGGCCAUGUGCGCCGCGCUCUGGGCCGUGGUCCUCGGCUCCCUGGUGCUCCGCUGGUUCCUGGACGUGCAGGACGGUGGCUUCUGCUUCGCCGUCCGCUCAGGGCGGAACACCUCCACCGAGGUCUUCUCACUGCUGGGCUUCUACCUGCCGCUGGCCGUGCUGGUGUUCUGCUCUCUGCAGGUGGUGACCGCCCUGACCCAGAGGCCCGAGGCCAACCCGGGCCAGGCGGAAGCCACGCGAAAAGCCUCUCGCAUGGUGCUGGCGAACCUGGCUGUCUUCGUGGUCUGCUUCCUGCCCUUCCACGUGGUGCUGACGGUGCGCGUGGCCCUGGGCCUGCAGACCUGUGCCCUUAAGACGGCCAUCCGUAUCACCAGCAGACUCUCAGACGCCAACUGCUGCCUGGACGCCAUCUGCUACUACUUCAUGGCCAAGGAGUUCAAGGAGGCAUCUGUGUCAACCAUGUCCCUCAGAGCCGAGGCCCACAAGAGCAAGGACAGUCUGACUGUGAACUUGACCUAGGAGAUGAGCCAUGGGCUCCCCUGCAGGGGGACCAGUGACCAGAGACCAGCCCCACAGUCUGCCCUGAACUCGCUGUGGGCCGUGGGCUGUGGACACUCAGGAGGCUCAACUCAGCAGGACAACCUGGGCAUGGAGCCUGGGGAGGCACCACCCCCACCCCCAGGGCAGAAGAGGGGCAGGAUGAGGACAGGAGGACUGGGGCCUGAGCGGGGCCAAGCCCAGGGACCCUGCUGCGUCCAGAGCCGCCUGGCACACCUGGGGCCCUGGGAGGGGGGUGUCUGCCAGAUGCCUGAGGCUCUGAUAGCCAGCCUUCUGCUACUGCCCCACAGGGGCCAGAAUAAAGCUCUCCCCUGGGGCUCUGUGCC
Messenger RNA from Budorcas taxicolor (takin), 1271 nucleotides. RefSeq names its product G protein-coupled receptor 35 (gene GPR35). Gene Ontology annotation, cellular component: membrane. Gene Ontology annotation, molecular function: G protein-coupled receptor activity. Lineage: Eukaryota; Metazoa; Chordata; Mammalia; Artiodactyla; Bovidae. The transcript has a single exon. The record is from RefSeq and is a predicted model, not a curated record. Gene Ontology annotation, biological process: phospholipase C-activating G protein-coupled receptor signaling pathway; positive regulation of Rho protein signal transduction. Bases 1 to 906 code for a protein of 301 amino acids.